Messenger RNA from Scaptodrosophila lebanonensis, 6634 nucleotides. RefSeq names its product neurobeachin (gene rg). Gene Ontology annotation, biological process: intracellular protein localization. The record is from RefSeq and is a predicted model, not a curated record. The transcript is spliced from 23 exons. Gene Ontology annotation, cellular component: cytosol; membrane. The annotation marks the transcript as partial. Gene Ontology annotation, molecular function: protein kinase binding. NCBI's taxonomy places the organism in Eukaryota, Metazoa, Arthropoda, Insecta, Diptera, Drosophilidae.
AUGGACUCCUUGGAGCGGCUAAUGCGCGCUGCGCCUCUGCCCCGCGCCCUCACCAGCGGCGUGGUGGCAACCGCCGCAGCAGCCGCCGCCGCUGCCGCUGCCACAGCAACUAAAGGCGGGCAACAGCGUGCCUUGGUGCAUGCCUCGUUGGCCGCGGCCACAGUGGGGCGCAAGGGGCGCCACCUAACGGGCACAUUCUGCCUCACUGGCGACACCAUGGAGGGCAUUAUCCAGUGCCUAGUAUUUCUCAAGGCAUUUUCGCUGGUCGGCGGUGAAUUCGAUAUGGAAUUGAAUUUUGUGAUACAGGAUGCGCAGAAUAUCAAACAUAUGUUGGAGCUGCUCGAUCAUUGCCCGCCCAAUUUGCAGGCCGAGAUCUGGAGUGUUUUCAUUGCGAUUCUGCGCAAGAGUGUUCGCAAUUUGCAGGCAUGCACAGAUGUUGGACUCAUCGAGCACGUGCUGGUGCGUUUGCAGCGCUCGGAAACAGUUGUGGCAGAUUUGCUCAUCGAAAUGCUGGGCGUAUUGGCCAGCUAUAGCAUAACGGUAAAGGAGCUGAAGCUCCUCUUCGGCACCAUGAAGGCAUCCAAUGGCAAAUGGCCGAGGCAUUCGGCAAAAUUAUUGAACGUAUUACGGCAAAUGCCGCAUCGCAAUGGGCCGGAUGUGUUCUUCAGUUUUCCAGGGCGUAAAGGAUCGGCCAUGGUAUUGCCGCCGCUGGCUAAAUGGCCAUAUGAGAAUGGCUUUACCUUCACCACCUGGUUUCGUUUAGAUCCAAUCAACUCAGUGAAUAUUGAGCGCGAGAAGCCCUACCUGUACUGCUUCAAGACAUCCAAGGGCGUCGGCUAUACGGCGCACUUCGUCGGUAACUGCCUGGUGCUCACGUCGAUGAAAGUCAAGGGCAAGGGUUUUCAGCAUUGUGUAAAAUAUGAAUUCCAGCCACGGAAGUGGUAUAUGAUCGCCAUAGUGUAUAUAUACAAUCGUUGGACAAAAAGCGAAAUCAAGUGCCUCGUUAAUGGUCAACUGGCCUCGUCGACCGAAAUGGCGUGGUUUGUUUCCACAAAUGAUCCCUUCGACAAGUGCUAUAUUGGCGCGACGCCCGAACUGGAUGAGGAGCGCGUCUUUUGUGGCCAAAUGUCUGCAAUUUAUUUGUUCAGCGAGGCGCUGACCACUCAACAAAUAUGCGCUAUGCAUCGCCUGGGGCCGGGCUACAAGUCGCAAUUCCGCUUCGAUAACGAGUGCUAUCUGAAUCUGCCGGACAAUCACAAGCGGGUGAGUCAUUUUCAACUGCCAGCCAGCCUGGGGGUGGUUGGCGGCGGUGGCCUUGUGCCGAGUGCCGGUACAGUUGGUGGUACAUCUGGUAAUGGGGGUUCGGCCACCACUGGGGGUAGCAGUGCCACCUCAGCCGCAUUGACAGCCGCCCAACAGCAGCUGCUGCAGUUGCAAUUCCAAACUCUGGCCGCCGAGCAGGAGGCGCGUGCCAUUGACUGGGCCGAUGAGCGUCUCGAUUUGAAUGCAGCCUUUGCCAAGAUUCGAGCCGUUCUAACGGCACGCAAUGCGGUCACAUUGGCGGCUCUUACUGGCGGCACAACAACAACAGCUUCGACAACAACAUCAGCGGUGGCAGCAGCAGCCGCAGCGGCAGCAGCAGCAGCAGCAGCAGCCUCAACCACGAACAUCCCGCCCGAUGCCGUUGAUAACAACAACAGCAACACCAGCGGCGGCAACAACAGCAACAACAAUUUGCACGCUCCAGCGGACGAUCCACUCGGACAUUUGCCGACUGGAAAUGCUUCUUUCGAUCAACUCCGUCGCAUGUCCAGCGCGACGAGCUUGAAUGUCAGCCACGGCAGCAGCUCCGUUGGCAUCUUUGCCGGCGACACCGAGGAAAUCAACCAGCUGAAAGCUGUGCUGUACGAUGGCAAACUAUCGAAUGCCAUUGUCUUUAUGUACAAUCCAGUGGCAACCGAUGGUCAACUAUGUUUGCAGUCUUCCCCCAAAGGAAAUGUUUCAUACUUUGUCCACACGCCCCAUGCGCUCAUGCUGCAGGAUGUCAAAGCUGUGGUAACGCACUCGAUACACUGCACACUCAACUCAAUUGGGGGCAUACAGGUGCUAUUUCCGCUCUUCUCACAACUGGACAUGGCGCACGAGGGCAUCAGCGACAUAAAGCGUGACCCCACAUUGUGCUCCAAGCUGCUCGGCUUCAUAUGCGAACUGGUGGAGACAUCGCAGACUGUGCAGCAGCAUAUGAUACAGAAUCGCGGCUUCCUGGUGAUAUCCUUUAUGCUGCAGCGCUCCUCACGCGAACAUCUGACGCUGGAGGUGCUCGGCUCAUUUCUCAAUCUAACCAAAUAUCUGGUCACGUGCCUGUCCGCGAAUAGCGACUUGCUGCUGAAACAGUUCUACCAGUUGUUCUGUUUCUCGUUUCUAACGUGGCAGCUGCUCGACCACGUGCUGUUCAACCCAGCACUGUGGAUAUACACACCCGCCAAUGUCCAGGCGCGCCUCUACUCGUAUCUGGCCACCGAGUUUCUCAGCGAUACACAGAUCUACAGCAAUGUGCGUCGCGUCAGCACCGUCCUUCAGACGGUCCACACCCUCAAAUAUUACUACUGGGUGGUGAAUCCGCGUGCCAAGAGCGGCAUCAUACCGAAAGGAUUGGAUGGACCGCGACCUGCGCAAAAGGACAUACUGGCCAUACGCGCCUACAUCCUGCUGUUCCUCAAGCAGCUGAUCAUGAUCGGCAAUGGCGUAAAGGAGGAUGAACUGCAAAGCAUACUCAACUAUUUGACGACCAUGCAUGAGGACGAGAACCUGCACGAUGUUCUGCAAAUGCUUAUCUCGCUAAUGUCCGAGCAUCCGAGCUCUAUGGUACCUGCAUUCGAUGUCAAGCAUGGCGUUCGUAGCAUAUUCAAGCUGCUGGCCGCCGAAAGUCAAUUGAUACGCCUACAGGCGCUCAAGCUCCUGGGCUUCUUCCUGUCUCGCAGCACACACAAACGCAAGUACGACGUCAUGUCGCCACACAAUUUGUACACGCUAUUAGCGGAGCGCGUGCUGCUCUACGAGGAGUCAUUGUCCCUGCCCACAUACAACGUGCUCUACGAAAUUAUGACCGAGCACAUUUCACAGCAAAUCUUGUACACGCGUCAUCCCGAGCCCGAAAGUCAUUACCGUCUGGAGAAUCCAAUGAUACUGAAGGUUGUGGCCACGCUCAUCCGACAGUCGAAGCAGACCGACUCCCUGAUCGAGGUAAAGAAACUGUUCCUGCAGGACAUGACACUGCUGUGUAACAGCAACCGCGAGAAUCGACGCACCGUACUGCAAAUGUCCGUCUGGCAGGAAUGGCUAAUUGCCAUGGCCUACAUACACCCGAAAAAUACUGAAGAGCAGAAGAUCAGUGAUAUGGUCUAUUCGCUUUUCCGCAUGCUCUUGCAUCACGCCAUUAAGCACGAGUACGGUGGCUGGCGUGUCUGGGUAGACACGCUGGCUAUUGUCCACUCGAAGGUGUCUUACGAGGAGUUCAAGCUCCAGUUCGCCCAAAUGUAUGAACACUACGAGCGCCAGCGUACGGACAACAUUACAGAUCCGGCGCUGCGUCAGGCGAGACCAAUUAGCACGAUUAGCGGUUGGGAGCGUGAGGAACUACAACAGCAGCAGCAAGGGGGCGGUGGUGCUGGAAUUCAGGCGGCACAAGCACCGGCCGUCAAACCAGCCCCGUCUAUAGCCUCUCUGGAGGAUGUACCAGCCGUCGAUGAGGAGCUGGAAAGCGUGGAAGCGCCAGAAAAUUGCGAGGUGGUCCCAGCAGAGGCACAACAAUGCGGCUGCGCAACAUCAACGACGACGCCGUCUGCAACAACCACAACGGCAUCAGCUGAACCAGAUGCAACGGACGAGGAGGUGCCAGCAACGACCAAAUCGGUUAUAGCCAACAUUUCCGAUGUAUACAACGAGCAAAUCAAAACGGACGAAGCCCUCCAGGCUGCGCCCAUCUGCAAUGGCAGCAAUGAGGAGUCGGAUAAGCAGCCGUCAACCGCGACGGCACAAUCGGGCGGCCAGGUAGCGCUUAAAGAGGCCUUACAGAUAGGCGAUGAUGUGGAACAGCUGGAGCUAGCGACAGAAAAGGAUGCACUUGACGUUGAACAACAUGUGGCUCAUGUCCUGCAGAGCUCAGAAGCGGCAUUAAACGAUUGCAAAAUGGUUGUUGACGAGCUACAGGAAGCGUCCUCUGUGCUCAAGGAUGAAGAGAUCGAGCUGGCCGUUAACGAAGUUGUGCAAGGUGUUCUCAAGAACGAGAAAAAAACGCAAGCGCAGGCUGCCGCAAGAGAUGCCAGCGCUACCUUGGAACAGGAUAAUGUUACCUUACUGAACAGUAAGAACUUGCUGAAUAACAAUAACAACAAUAAUAAUGCGCUUGAGGAGCAAACUACUGAAGCAGCUGAGCAAGCGACGCCCCAAAUCGAGUCUGAGGUCAAUGCAAAUGAGAUAACCAGCAGUGCCAGCCAUCAAAGCGACGCCAAUGCCGCAACCCAGGCGAUAACGGAGUUGAAGGAAGCGACGCCAAAGACAGAGUCAACGUUGGAAACUAAGUCCAAUGCUAUUUCCAAGACCAGCACCGAAGCAAAUAAUCAAAAGACUGAAGACGCGGUCGCCACGGCAGCGAACAAGCUAAAUAAUAACGAUAACAAGAUCGCUACCGCCACCCACACAUCCGAGCCAGACGCCAACGAAGUGGCCGAGAACAGCUCCUCCCUCAGCACGACCAAUGAGUCCACGGAAGAGUUAACCACGUCCAUCAGUCCCGAGACUACCGUCUCGAGCUCGUCCAUGGCCGAAGACAGCCUACUGCAAUUGCCUGAGCCGGAAACGAGAACGGAACAACUAUCUCUGCCCGUAACCGAAGCCGACGCGAGGACAGAGAGUGAGCAAACAGACGAGAUGGUCGCUUCAGCAGUGCGUGACGUUAUGGAACAGCUAAUUGAAAAGGUCAUUGAUGCCACCGAAGCCGUGGCUACAGAAACCAAUAACAAUGAGCUGCCCCCACAAAAGGCGAACGAGCUAACAGAAAUCGAAACACCUGAUGAAAUGCAGGCCGCCACAGUUGUCUCAGAACCGAUCCCAGAAACCGAGAUUGAUGCCAAUGAGAGCCUGGCUGCGGCAGCCAAGGAAAUUGUCGAGGAAGUGGUUCAGACAGCCCUUGAGCUGGCCACAGUGCAGUCAAAUGAAACAGAACAGGUUGAAUCAAUUGUUGCUGUUGAGCCAGCGAUUUCGCCGGUGGCCGAAACAGUAACAGAAACCAAAACUGACCCUAAACCGGAGUCGAAGCAGGAGCCGGAGCUCGAGCCUGCAUCGGAGCCUGAGUCCAAGGAACACGUAACAGCCAUUGUGAGUGCGGUUCUGGAUACGCUGGUUGAUGAGACGGUCAAAGCAGUGGCUGCCGAGCAGACAACACAAACCUCACCUGCACCCUCGCCCACAGCGAUAGUCGAGCAACUGCCCGUCGCGGUGCCUGUGCGCAUUAAGCCCACAGAGGUGGACUCCACCACACAGACAACACCGAAGAACGAGGGUAACGUCGGCGUCGCACACGACACUGACGACUCCAACAAAAGCAUCGACGAACAGCUGCACGACGAUCCACAAGCUGUUGGUGGCGACGAUGACGAGGACUAUGUUAAUCAGCAACCACCAGCCGGUGCGCAGGUGCUUGUCAAUCAUUACGCGGCGGGUAAUGCAGCUGGCGGCCCAGUGGAGGGUAAACAGCAACGAUCCAAGUCUGGUUCGACACGUCCCAUGUUCAGUCCGGGGCCGACGCGCCCACCAUUCCGCAUACCAGAAUUCAAGUGGUCCUACAUACAUCAGCGUCUGCUCUCCGACGUGCUCUUCUCACUGGAAACGGACAUACAGGUGUGGCGCAGCCACUCCACCAAGAGCGUCCUCGACUUUGUCAACUCCAGCGAGAAUGCCAUCUUUGUGGUCAAUACAGUCCAUUUGAUUUCCCAACUGGCCGAUAAUCUAAUAAUAGCCUGCGGUGGGCUCUUGCCCUUGCUAGCAAGCGCCACAUCGCCAAAUUCCGAGCUAGAUGUUCUUGAGCCCACACAGGGCAUGCCGCUCGAGGUGGCCGUCUCAUUUCUGCAGCGUCUGGUCAACAUGGCUGACGUGCUCAUUUUUGCCACCUCUCUCAACUUUGGUGAGCUGGAGGCCGAGAAGAACAUGUCCAGUGGCGGCAUUUUACGUCAGUGCCUCCGCCUGGUUUGCACCUGUGCCGUACGCAACUGUCUGGAGUGCAAGGAGCGAACACGCUACAAUGUAGGAGCUCUGGCUCGGGAUGUACCCGGCGCGGCACAUCUACAGGCGCUCAUACGCGGCGCACAAGCGUCACCCAAGAACAUUGUUGAGUCAAUCACCGGUCAAUUAUCACCCGUCAAGGAUCCUGAGAAGCUUCUCCAAGACAUGGACGUAAAUCGUCUGCGUGCGGUUAUCUAUCGUGAUGUGGAGGAAACGAAGCAAGCGCAAUUCCUCUCGCUUGCUAUUGUCUACUUUAUUUCGGUGCUAAUGGUGUCGAAAUAUCGAGAUAUUUUGGAACCACCAGCGGAGCCACAGAUUCAACGUCAAUCGCCCGUGUUGCAACGCACGGCAGGCG